Molecule: messenger RNA, 2289 nt
Organism: Caenorhabditis remanei
Lineage: Eukaryota; Metazoa; Nematoda; Chromadorea; Rhabditida; Rhabditidae
Exons: 7
Coding region: 1-2289 (762 amino acids)
Source: RefSeq, a predicted model, not a curated record
AUGUCUGCCAACAAUGACAAGAAGAUUCGCCCAUUUGGAACAGGCUGGAAGGAACAAGGGAAAAAGCAAGCCGGCGCCUACGGAAACUCUGCCCUCCAACGCAAUGAGUCUAACCGUUCUUUGGAAUGGGAAAACGUGUUCUAUGAUGCAACUGGCGGUCGUCGCAACUCUAAUCGAUCGGUACAGAAUUCUUCAACGUCGAAUGGAAAUAAAUCGAGGAGCCAACACGAUGCGGCCAACCGCACCUUCGGCCACGAGCAAGAAUAUUACGAUGCUCCGAUAAAGUUCAGUCAUCCGUCAAACAGAUCCUUCUGUGCUAACGAAGCGCCGUAUUUCCAUCCGACUGGCAAUGGUUACAACAAAGUGCAACGUGCGCGUGUCACAAGUAAUACAAGCACCAAUAGUGGGACGUGUCGUGAUGAACUGAGUGGAAGUCUUGGUGGUGGUCGAACAACGAAAAGUUCCAGGAUCAACUCUGCAACGUCGAAUGGGAACUUGAUGUUCCACGGCUAUUCAGGCGACCAACAUGAAUACUCGAAGGCCAGCGGAGAGCCAAUCCAUUCGACAUAUGUCAAUCGAAAUGGUGGAAAUCGUACGAAAAGUGACUCCAGCAGCUAUCCAGCUCCCGAUGUCAACUACAUUAAGAAUUUCGUUUCCCAAAACGCAGUCAAAUCCAUCGGUUCCUAUCAAAAACAGAAAGCAGUGAAUGAAAGUGCGGGCGAGCACCGAGGACGUGACAACCAGCGCAGAAGCCGCAACGCCAGCGCUCGGUCUGCUGUUGGAGCUGGUAACAAGACUUUUAAUGGAUAUGAGCUCCAGCUCGACAAAUCCUUCUUGGAGACGGAUUCUAUGAUGUGUGAUGAGGUGUUUGACGACAACACCACGUUGGACACCACUGGAAGACAAGAUCGUCUGAAUUACUGCACUCGUUCAAGUCAUGACCGCUCCAGUUCUUGCCGCACCAACAAGUCUUUCCUAUCGUUGGACGGCUCACACAAGAAGGACUACAUUCUUCUCACGCAUCGCCCAGCCAGAAAAUCGGAUGAUUUGCACUGCGCCCGUCCACCACUCCCACGCGGUGACGAGAAAGUCGAUUCGAAUAAAACAUUCUCUGCAAUUCGAUAUGGAAGCUCUCAAGCCAAUGUCACCAUCAAAGGAGGUACCCGUAAAGAGGACAUCAUCCCAUUAAAAUUCCGUCCGGGUGGAGUUAUCCCUCAGAAGAACGAAGGUCGUCAGUCCCAACUGAAACCAAGAUUUGGACACAAGUCGUUUGAUAAGCAUAAGAACUAUCAUGUCAACGGACUCGACACGGCUCGUUGCGCACAAGUUUUGGUUUCCAAGUUCAAUAUUUCUGGCGGGUGCUCCACUUCAAAUGAUGAACUGAAAAGUACAUCCGUCACAAAGCAAAUCAACUCCGUUGCUAUGCAAACAGCAGACGGAAAUCAGAUAAGUGGACACCAACAAGAAGGAUCUGGAGAUCCAGGGGAUGUGAUCGGUUAUGAGAAUACUGCAAAUGCCACUGGUGACGGAAAGGUCAAGCGUACCGCUUCUCGAGUCGAACAAGUGAUUAGUGGAUACAUUCAAACUCAAGACGACAGUCAAGACAACGCCAGUCGCCUCUACAAUCCAACUGCUCUCAAGCUGAACCAAACAUUUGGUGGUUUUGACUCCUCGUUUUCGGUUUUUACAAAAACGAAAGAGCAAGAUCUUGAUAUUAGCCACGACAAAGAAAAUUCUCUGACUGAAGUCAAAGGAGAUUAUGAUUUGGAAAAAGAUCUGCAGAGGACUGUCAACGCCGAGUUGACCGGUGGAUGUGUUAUGGAAGCUCCGACGAAUCGCACCCUAGAAAUUGGCAAUAAGAACACUGCCAUUGUCGUUUCGUCAAAUCCAUGGACGCAUUUCCGAAAAAUGAAAGUUUUUGCUUGUGACGUUUUCCCAAUUGAUGGAACUGCUGGAAUUUAUAUUUGCACUGGUGGAUCAGUUCUGGAAAUGCCCCCUUAUGUGGUCGUGGCGGAAAACUAUAUUAUGUUUUACGGAAAGGAUGAGGAGCAACAGAAGAUGCCUCCAAAGUUCGAGUUCGAACUCGUUCCUCUUGUCGAACCUCACGAUAAUCGGAUUGUAGCGGGUGUAUACAAUUUCCUUCCUGCAGAUCACUACGUCUAUCCAUCAGUGAUGGAACUCAUUGAGCUGGGAAGCUCUUACAGCUCGAGAGAUCUUAUGGACUACGAAGCUGAUCGUCUCAACAAGGCCUCAACUUCUACGGCUUCUGAUCCAACCAAUAAUGAAUAG